Molecule: messenger RNA, 1514 nt
Organism: Haliaeetus leucocephalus (bald eagle)
Lineage: Eukaryota; Metazoa; Chordata; Aves; Accipitriformes; Accipitridae
Gene: CEP15
Product: chromosome unknown open reading frame, human C3orf14
Exons: 5
Coding region: 117-512 (131 amino acids)
Source: RefSeq, a predicted model, not a curated record
UCCAUGGCAGCGGGGGGGGGGAGGUAAAGGCGUCGCGGAGACCAUGGUGGGUGGUUGCUUUCCUUUUCGAAGCCGGCGAGGCUAAAGAGUGAUGAAACUGGGGCAAACAACUGAAAAUGUCAUCCUAUUUGGCUCAGGAAGUUCACCUUGCUAGAAGACAUGAAGAGAUACUGUCUCAGAGAUCAGAGCUGCUACAGCAGAUGGAGACUUAUCUAGGAGACAAAAAGACUAAAAAGACAUGGCAAACUCAAGCAGCUGAUGCAGCUCAUAAAAGGAAUGCAGCACUUUUAAAUGAUAUAGAAGCAGCAGAAAAAAAGCUGCAAGAAAGAGUGUAUUUACUUCCACAUCCCGAUACUGUUAAGUUAGAAACUCUCUAUUGGGCAUCAAUAAAAGAAUCUCUUCCCAAGUGGGAGCAGUUUCUUUUAGGAAGAGCAGAAGUUCCUAUUGGUUUUAAGAAAAGGAAAACUACAAAACAGAACAUAAACUACCCAGAAGAAGAUUCACAAAAAUAAACACUGUAGUUUGACUUUGUUUUGUAAUUUAUGGCUUAAGCAGACAAGAUCAUCCAGAUCAGGCAACAGAAUAUCAUGCCAUUAAAUUUCAAUGUAAAUGAACUAUAUUGGAUAAUUUGCUUCCAUUGUUGCAUUGCAUACAACUCUUUAUUCUAUAUUAGAGAAGCAAUCCUCAAAGGGACUUUUAGGAUCAAAAGUGAGAAACACCGGUGUAUAGAAACCCACAAAGGCUUUUUCAGUAUGAGAAGAGUUUUAGGUUAUUUAUAAUCCUCUGCAUCUACAUAUAAGUGUGAUAAGUAGAGACAGAUUCAUGCAUUAUCACUGCAGUCAUCUGUGCUGUAUGCCUCUCUGGAUGAGGGAGAAAGGAGGAAUUUACCGUGAAGAGGAAAGGCAGGUUGUUUGUAUCAGAGUAGCUUUGGUUUAGCACCAGGAAUCUGUCUGAAAACCAUCAUGAGAGCAGUUGUAGAAGGAACACCUUGAAUUUCUGCAUCUUAUUUUCCUUGAGUUUUGUCAUUGCCACUUUCACUGCUUUUACACCUCACUCCAGUAACCACUGCUUCUUUUCCCAACCUCCUGCUGCCUACUUUAUAUUUCCUGUUGAAUGGGUGGGUAAAGACAAGAAAAAGUAAACAAAUCUCUAGGGUUUUUUGCUACUUCUAGGCUGCUCUUAAUGGUAUUUUCUUUCUGUUAACAUAAUCUACAAGUGAGAACUUUUGCUUAGGCAUGAAAAGUUUGAAAGCAGCAAACUGAAAGGUAGCUGGCAGUGGCUGUCUGAGAACCAAGCAUAUAUAGAAGUUGAGAUAAUGUUUUCAUUUUCAGCCAUUGAACAGCUCCUCAGCUUCCUCCUACAGAGGUGAAGUAUCAGUGAUUUUUGUUUGUACAGUGGGCUAACUCAGUAUGAAAAUUUCACUGUUGUAGUGCAGUGCUUUUUGAAAUAUCAGUUCAGUGGAAGAUCCUUCCAGGUGUGUGACUUGCCCUGCAGAAAUUUAAUCCUUCCUAAGC